ACUCCGCAUUCGACCAUUACUGCCUUCGAAGGUCCAUACCGGCGGGGUUUAAGCAACGGCUUCCGACAGUUUAUUGUGAUCGGUCACCGCUUCAAUAAACUGGACAUUAAAACAACAAAAAGCGGAAAAAAAAAUCCGAGCGAGGUUCCGAGCUUUUGCCUCACAUUGCCGAGCGCGUGCGCAGACGACACCCAGCAGCGUUCCCCCGACGACGGGGCGAGCGAAUCUUUUCCUCACACGGACGCGCGCGUGCGCAGAUGACAGCCAGAAGUGUUUCCGCGAUGCCCAGGCGACACGCUGCCGCGCGCGUGCGCGGGUGACAGUCCUUCACGCAUGCGUACUCAGAGAAAGAACGGUGCCUAGAAACCGAAAAGAGAGGGCGAGAAAAACAGGCGCUGAUGGCUGGUCCCCGCGCGGCGCAUGCGCCUUGGCGGCAAUAGGGCGACGUCUCUGUUCUAUGGGGCGCGCGCUUUGGCCGUUACCUCAGCAGCAACCGCCGCGGGGAAAGGGAAGGGUGGAGCCCGGGGAAGAUGCCGGGGAAGCUGAAGGUCAAGAUUGUAGCGGGGCGGCAUCUGCCCGUCAUGGAUCGAGCCAGCGACCUGACGGACGCCUUCGUGGAGCAGACACCUGGUGAGGUAAAGUUUGGAAAUACCACGUUUAAGACAGAUGUGUAUCCCAAAUCUCUCAAUCCUCAAUGGAACUCGGAAUGGUUUAAAUUUGAGGUGGAUGAUGAAGAUCUGCAAGAUGAGCCCCUCCAAAUAACUGUCCUGGAUCACGAUACCUACAGCGCUAAUGAUGCCAUCGGAAAAGUUUACAUUGAUAUUGACCCUUUACUAUACAGUGAAGCAGCUACAGUCAUCUCUGGAUGGUUUCCAAUUUAUGAUACGAUACAUGGUAUACGUGGUGAGAUCAAUGUGGUCGUGAAAGUGGAUCUCUUUAAUGAUCUCAACCGUUUUAGACAGUCAUCGUGUGGAGUGAAAUUUUUUUGCACUACAUCCAUUCCAAAGUGCUACAGAGCUGUCAUCAUUCAAGGUUUUGUGGAAGAGCUGGUGGUGAACGAAGAUCCAGAGUAUCAGUGGAUAGAUCGAAUCCGCACACCGAGGGCCUCAAAUGAGGCCAGGCAGAGGCUUAUUUCGUUAAUGUCAGGUGAACUACAACGAAAGAUUGGCUUGAAGGUCCUCGAAAUGAGAGGGAAUGCCGUGGUUGGCUACUUGCAGUGUUUUGAUUUGGAGGGAGAAUCUGGACUAGUAGUACGAGCCAUCGGGACAGCCUGUACCUUGGAUAAAUUAAGUAACACCCCAGCAUUCUUACCCACAUGUAAUUCCCCAUCCAAAGACAUGAAGGAGUCUCCGCUGACUCACCCUCCAAGCCAUGGAUGUCGCUCGACUCACAACAGCCCAAUUCAUACAGCUACUGGCUCACGGCUAACUCAGAACUUCUCUGUGUCAGUACCCACCCUCAUCUACACUGGAAUGGGCAGUGGGAGUGCUGGAAAAGAAGGGGGCCCCUUAAAAGCUCUGUUAAGACAACAGACUCAGUCGGCUCUGGAGCAAAGGGGAGGAUCGCCCCAUAGGUUCUGUAGAAGGCGGGUAUGUUCUAAGCCGUUGUCCUUUGUCGGAAUUAUGGGUAACACAAGAUCAUACAAACUGCUAGACUGGAAUAGUUUCAAUUCAGAUGAUCCGGAGACGCGAGAUGCGUGGUGGGCAGAAAUCCGACAAGAAAUAAAAUCCCAUGCCAAGGCAUUGGGCUGUCAUGCCGUAGUGGGCUACAGUGAAUCGACUAGCAUUUGCGAAGAGGUCUGCAUUUUGUCCGCCUCCGGCACGGCCGCAGUCUUGAACCCUAGGUUCCUCCAGGAUGGCGCCAUGGAAGUCUGUUUGGAACAAAGGUUAGAAGAAGCUUCGCCUCCAGGCUGUGGGUUUUGCCACAUACCUUACGACGAGCUCAACAUGCCAUUUCCUGCUCACCUCACAUACUGCUGCAGCUGCAGGAAGCAAAAAGUCCCAGAUGUUCUUUUCACAACAAUCGAUUUGCCUGCAGAUGCCACGGUGGUGGGGAAAGGAUGUCUCAUCCAAGCCAGGCUGUGCCGGUUGAAAAAGAAAGCCCAGGCCGAAGCAAACGCAACCGCCAUCAGUAACCUGCUGCCGUUCAUGGAGUACGAAGUGCACACUCAGCUAAUGAAUAAACUGAAGCUGAAGGGGAUGAACGCGCUCUUUGGGCUAAGGAUACAGAUCACGGUGGGAGAGACAAUGUUAAUGGGCCUGGCAUCUGCCACAGGUGUUUAUCUGGCUGCUCUUCCAACCCCUGGAGGUAUUCAAAUUGCUGGAAAGACCCCAAACGAUGCCUCUUAUGAACAACAUAUUUCUCAUGUGCAGAAGAAAAUCAACGAUACAAUCGCCAAAAAUAAGGAGCUCUAUGAAGUUAACCCCCCUGAGAUGACCGAAGAAAUUAUAGGUUCCCCUAUUCCUGAGCCAAGACAACGUACCAGGCUGCUAAGAUCUCAGUCUGAAAGUUCUGAUGAAGUUGCAGAACUAGACCUCUCCCAUGGGAAGAAAGACGCUUUUGUGUUGGAGAUUGAUGAUACAGAUGCAAUGGAAGAUGUGCAUUCUUUAUUGACAGAUGUCCCUCCCCCUUCAGGCUUUUACAGCUGCAACACAGAAAUCAUGCCUGGUAUAAAUAACUGGACUUCGGAUAUACAGAUGUUCACGUCGGUCCGAGUCACCAGACUCAGCAACGCUACUUUGACCAACCAAACGCUCAACAAGACCUUUAAUGACCUCUGUGAGAACCUGUUGAAGGGCCUGUAUUUUAAACUUCGAUCUAUGAUUCCUUGCUGCCUGUGCCAUGUCAACUUUACGGUCGCUCUGCCAGAGGAUGAAUUAAUUCAGGUCGCCGUCACAGCUGUGGCAAUAACGUUUGACAAACACCAAGCUUUGCAGGCAACCAAGACGCCAGCCGAAAAAACGUUACAGAGAGCUUCGACAGACAACGAAGAACAGCUGCAGUUUCCUUUGGAACUUUCAUCCGAUCCCCUCGGUUCUCAGUCGUUCUCGCCCGCGAAAGGUUGGUUGAAGCAAAGACCAGGCGCCUCUCCCCAGCCUCCUGCCUUGCGUUCAUUUGCUCCCUUACUGCUGGUUGGCUAUUUAAACCUGGAAGCAAAUAAUAACAAUAAUGAGAAGAAUUGCUGCCAAAAGUGAGUUCCUUGUUGGCAAGAAGCGCAGCAGUCAGUCAGGGCAAACAAAACCUUUGCGUGCUUUCUCCUCCAUCUUUCUUGAAACGUUGAGGUAGGGCGGCCGGUACUUGAGGGAGCAAAUGAAAAGGACCCAUUGAUGCUUGUUUUACUGCUCUUCCGGUGUUGCUUUGAGCUGCUGAACAGCUGUAACAUCCUGUCCUGAGGCAGCUGCAUUUCAGGGAAGGACUGUGGUGGUCUUUGAAAUGCAAAAUGUGCGGAAAUGACCGGUCUAAUUCAGGUUGAAGGCUGUUGAGUUUGAACGAAAACUCAUCAGAUUUGGACUGAAAACGUUGUGAAUUCCUUUGGGGGUGGGGACAUGGCUAUUUUAAGAUCUUUGUCUAGGUGCUGUGCUGUGCCAGGUAAUUUUUCUGGAGGACGUGAGGUUUCUUCCGCUCAUCCCAACGCUCAAUGCAAAGGGAACGACUUUCUCUUGGAAGGGCUUCAGUCGUUUUUUUCUCCUGAUUUGGGUGACUGGGCAAAAGAACGGAAGUUGGCAUGCCGUUUGAAGUAGUGCAGAUUGAUGCAGGCUGAGACGUAUCAAUGUCAUUUUCCAUGGUCACCGAUAAGGCACAAGUUAUGACUGAAAAGCAAAGAUAUUAUGGAGUUGAGAGUUUGCCGUGUCAGUGGAAAAGGCAAAUCCU
Molecule: messenger RNA, 3870 nt
Organism: Sphaerodactylus townsendi
Lineage: Eukaryota; Metazoa; Chordata; Lepidosauria; Squamata; Sphaerodactylidae
Gene: C2CD5
Product: C2 calcium dependent domain containing 5
Exons: 23
Coding region: 531-3194 (887 amino acids)
Biological process (GO): positive regulation of vesicle fusion; intracellular protein transmembrane transport; positive regulation of protein targeting to membrane
Cellular component (GO): plasma membrane
Molecular function (GO): calcium-dependent phospholipid binding; calcium ion binding
Source: RefSeq, a predicted model, not a curated record